CAUCAUUCGCCACAGUGUCAAUGUGAUCAAAAUAUUUCUAACUAAAUGUCAAACGAUCGAAAACGUGAACUUUGGGUGAAAAGUUUUUAGAAGUUAUCAGCUUAUCAGUUACUUAUCCUUGUUAUAAAGAAAUGUCUUCAAACACCAAAUUUAUAGUACCAUUAGCCCUCGGCUUGUCAUUGGUUACAGUAACAGCAUUUGUAGUGUACUAUGUGUUCAAAAAAGAUGAUGAAUCAAAAGAUGAUAAUGUGAAGACGUCCAGGGUCAACACCAUUGAAGUUAAUGUAUCUAAAAGUAUUCUCCCAGCUUUAAUUGGCCGCGGCGGCUCCAAUAUCAAGGAACUGGAGAAGCGUUCAGGUGCAUUGAUCCACUUCAAGCAGUUCAGUGACAAGGAUUAUGACGUGUGCAUCAUCAGGGGUCGUAGUACGGCGACCCAGCUCGCCGAGACCAUGAUACACGACUUCAUAAAGCAGCAGCCAAUCAUAGUUGAGGAUUCAAUAGAGGUCCCAGGAUGGGCCUGCGGGAGGAUCAUUGGCAUGGGAGGCGAGAACAUAAACGACAUUAGUCACCGUAGCGGAGCGCGGAUCAAGGUAGAAGGCUCAGGGGACAAGAGUACCCAGCGGCUGAUCUCCUUCCGGGGCACUAAGGAGCAGAUCCAAACUGCCAAAGGACUCGUUGAGAACUGUGUGGCCCAGGAGAAGUGUAGACGCGAGAUCGAGCAGUCUAAACGAGGGCCACGGCUCGCGCAGCCGCCGCCGAGCGAGGCGGCCGACCGCGACGAGUUGCCAGGUGACGCCGCACACAAGCAUAUCAAAUAUAAAAAGCCUGAAGCGGGCGGCGCAUCGAUAGAGGUGUACGUGUCGGCGGUGUCGUCGCCGUCGCGGUUCUGGGUGCAGUUCGUCGGGCCGCAAGUGUCCCAAUUGGACGAACUCGUCGCACACAUGACAGAAUACUACGGCAAUAAGGAUAAUCGUGCGGCGCACGCGGUGUCGUCGGUGAGCGUGGGGCAGGUGGUGGCGGCUGUGUUCCGACACGACGGUCGGUGGUACCGCGCUCGCGUCCAUGACCUGCGGCCCAACGAGUUCGAUGCCUCGCAACAGGUAGCAGACGUGUUCUACGUUGAUUAUGGUGACAGCGAGUACGUAGCGACGCACGAACUGUGCGAAUUGCGUGCUGACUUGUUGCGGCUGCGAUUCCAGGCAAUGGAGUGCUUCCUAGCGGGCGUACAGCCGGUGUCGAGCGAGGCGGCGAGCGGGGCGACGAGCGGUUCAAGGUGGCACCCGCAAGCCGUUGAGCGAUUUGAAGAACUUACACAGGUAGCAAGAUGGAAGCCUCUCGUAUCUCGCACGUGCAUAUACAAGAAAACGGUUACAGCCGAAGGCGAGAAAGAGAAGGAAAUACCUGGCAUCAAGUUGUUUGACGUCACCGAAGAGGGCGAAGUGGACAUAGGAGCGACGCUGGUGGCGGAGGGCUGGGCGGCGCCCGCGGCCGACGCGCCGUACUCGCCUCACGCCUCGCACCCCUCCACACCAUUCGGUGACCUUGGAAACUCCAGAGUGUUGGGUAUGCUGUCCCCCAGCAGUGAGAGGGCGUCAUCCCUACCGAAAGAUCACAAGGAUGAUCAGAAUGCAACGGAUACGCCGUCUCCUAACAAGAAUGCGAACGAUAACGAACGGAUGACAACAUCUGUAUCGCAUGCGUCCGGCCUCGAGAAGUCCGACAAAAUCAAGUCUAUCUCGAACUUCGACCUGUCCUACCCGGACAUCAAAACGAAAUCGCACGUCAACGGUUCCCACGACGAAUUCAUAAACACAGAAAGGUUAAAUCUAGACAAAGAAGGCUCUACCGAAACACUAACGCCUGUGCCUAAUCUGUCCAAAUCCCCGUUAGACGAUUUCAAAGCAAAUAUUAAUAGAAUAGAUUCACACCAUGGCAACUUAGAAGUUUUAGGGCGGACGCACAAUGAAUUACACAAAUAGGUAAUUUUGCACUAAUAUAAUUUUGUAUAUUGAAUGUGUAAAAAUGGCGUCCAUUUUUUAUAUAUUCAUUUAAUGUGCGUUAACCUUAAAAGUAUUUCGUUAUUAGAGUAUUUAGUACAUUGUGAAAAAAGUGCCGUCUUUUUUAUAUCUUCUUAAAUAAAUUCUACAAAUUUAUUAUUAAAAAAAAACUGAUUUAUCACUUUCAAUCAAAUUGUGAAUGCAACAUUUAGGCUUUCCACUGGAUGUUUUAUGGUUUAUAAGAAACUAGAAUUAACGCUAUUAUUUAGAUACACUAUGGUAAAUUUAAUGUAAACUAUGGUAAAGUUUACUUACAAUUUAUAAGAAACGCGAUCAGCUUCUCUUUUAAAUCAUAAAGUUGUGAAUUUAGUGUAAAAAAAUUUUUGUUUGUCAGUAAAGUGUUUUGUAAGAACAAAACGCAUCACUAACUACAAUUUUACGUUUUUUUUUUAUUUAAAAAAAAUAGUACACAUUUUAUAAUUUGUUAAACAUAAUAAUAGUUUUGUCAAAAAAAAAAUUCGAAAAAUUAAUCAGUCACAAUAGAGUUGAUUUUUCUAACUUUGGUUGAUUUAAAAUCUCGCAGUAAUCGUAAUUUCAAAUAUUUUGUUAUUACACAUUGAAAUGAGAUGUGUUUUUGGAUGAAACAGUUGUUUCUUGACGAUUCUCUAGUUCUCUUAUCAUUUUUAAUUAGUAUAUAAAAAACAAAUGUAUUACAACAAUAAAAAGCUCGAGACACGCCACAAACGAUCUUACGUGUUUUAAAUAGAGUCCAUUUUAUAAUGUACUGAGACUAGAACGUCGCCAACAAGACUGAUCACCGUCAGUCAACAUUAUCGGCCUCUGCGAACCCAUAGCUUUAACUUUAUAGUAUUUAAGAAACAGAAAUGCAAGAGGAAAGUUGUAACAUGAGUUAAGGCCAGCGCAAACGCAGACAACAUUUCAUGUUUGUUACUAAGAACUAUGCCUCUCCCCCCUAAAUAAAUGGUAAAGAGGAUUCUUCAGGGUCGGCAACGCACGCAUAAUACCUCUGGUAUUGCAGGUGUUCAUAGGCUACGGUAACCACUUACCAUCAGAUGGGCCGUAUGUUUGUUUGCCACCUCAGUGGUAUAAAUAAAAAGGGAAAUUUUGUCUGUGGAAAUUAUGCCUCGUCUGCGCGGAGCCUUACAGUUGGUUGUGGAUUUAUCACAGGGAGGUGGAGGUUGUUGUAUUAUUUAAAUAACGUUCUAUAAAUAGACAAUAUAUUUUGGUUCGACGUUUAAAAGGUCUGGAUAGAAAAGUGGAUAUGAUCUAAAAAGUGAAUACGGCCACACCAGUCUUUUUAGACAACUUGUAAUCGAAUCUCUCAAUAGAUACGUUUUCGCCACCAUAUACAGAUAGAACGGCACAGCAGUAUCUGGCGUCUAGUUUAGCUCUUCUAGAAACGCUGGUCAAUUAACCAAUCGUGAUUAAUUCACUAGGAAUUACCCAUGAUGGUAACAAAGAAGCACCGCGAGAUUGUAAUACUGAUAAGGUAAAUGACUAGCAAUGGGGCAGUUAGUCCCCAUUACUAUCGCUUGGGCUCCGCACAAUUGUGUUUGUUAACAUCAAAAAAGUUAUAAACACUUUUCUCUCUUGACCAUAAAUUUGACAUGAAUAAAAUAGGCAUAAACAAUUGCUAUGAUUAUUUGUCUAUGCCUAUAAAUUGUUUCUAUUAGGAAUUUACUUUCUGGUCAUGCUUGUUUUUUUUUUUUUAUUAACGUUUUCGUUAAUUUUAAGUUAACUUACCUAAAUGUAUAGUAACAAUAUGUUUGUACUAAUUUAGAUUAAUAAUUUUUUUACAGUUCUCUACUGUAAAUAUUUUUUUAUCAACAUUUUUAUCUUGGUACAUAUUGUAAUAACGUUAAAGAAAAAUGUCCAAAUAAAAACAUUAUUUAUGAAAAAUACCGCCAAAAUAAAUAAAAGUGCUGACAGAAAAUUAAUUGAAAAUUUAUUAAAAUUAAUAAUAAUGGUAAGCAAAAAAAAAAAAAAAAAACUUG
Messenger RNA from Galleria mellonella (greater wax moth), 4012 nucleotides. RefSeq names its product tudor and KH domain-containing protein homolog (gene papi). Gene Ontology annotation, molecular function: RNA binding. The record is from RefSeq and is a predicted model, not a curated record. NCBI's taxonomy places the organism in Eukaryota, Metazoa, Arthropoda, Insecta, Lepidoptera, Pyralidae. Gene Ontology annotation, biological process: spermatogenesis. The coding region runs from base 132 to 1979 and encodes 615 amino acids. The transcript has 14 exons.